AAAGCAAUAAAUGCUAUUUCCAAGACCGUUUUACCUUUAAGGGGAGUACCAUAUAUGAGAAUAUCUUGCCGUUAAGAACCCACAAAUAUCGGGCAGACAUUAGUUUUGUUUUGACACAUACCGUUAUAUUUCACUUCAGUGGGAACGAUUACUAGGGAAUUAAAACGUCACUAGUAGUACAUGGUACUCGACGUAAAUGCUUAACCCCUCUGGUGUUACGGAUAACAGGUUUGUCUUUGGUUAAAAAAACAGAAAACCCACAGUAACCAUUUAAUGUCUCAGUAAACAGAAGGUAGAGCUUUCACGAUCACAUUUCAAAGAAAUAUCAAUUAUCGCUCUGUCAUUGGUAUUCCGAUGCGAUCUCAUAACGAUCGGUUAUGUUGUUUAUUACCAUGUUCAGUGUGUAACACAGUGACGGCACUUCGCAAUUCAGAUCUCCACUCAGUCACGACUCAGAUAAAACAGUGAGUGACUCACAGCCACAGGACGUAGACUUACAGACUUAACCAGAAGUACUGCAAUAAAGCACAUUUACUUAAAGGUUAUACUUAAGAAAACAACGUUAUGAAAGCGCUAAAUAAUUAUUUUGUUGUAAAUGCUUUGUGACAUUUUGCCCAUGUAGAGUGACAGACCAGGACAACAUAGCAAAAAAAAAAAAAAACUUCACUCACGUCCAAAUGCACUCGUCAUAUACAAGGAUUCACUGAAAGCAUAGGGCUCUUUGUUGACGUCACAAGGUUUAGGUGGUCGCUAAAAUUGCCUGUGUAAAAAAGUACAGAAUCUGCAGCUGGAAACACCCGAAGGUUAAAUGUGCAAUAUAGUACGAUAUGUUUAUCGGAGAUAAUACAAUUAAAUGAGCAUUAAUGCUUAAUUUCACAACAAGCUCUUAAAAUAAUACAAUUUACGGUUAAUGAAAGCAGUGUGUGUGUGUGUAUUCUCUCGCUACCCCUCUCCCCUUUACUAUCAUUACACAGCUCUUCAGCAGUUAAAACCGUCAGAGUGGUCACCCGCCUUCACGUGCAGUGUCUGGCUCACGCACGUACGCAAACACACAAACACACCGUCAUCCUGCGUGGGACACGCAGCUGGUUAGCUUGGCGGGCUAACCAGAGUAGCUUCUCAUUGACAAGGGUUGUGACUAAAUGCGGUUAAUUUCUUUUAGUUUACUGUGAUGUUCAGAGGUGGUUGUCGUUAAAUUUACGGACUGUCUGCCUUUAUCCUCGGCUGACCGGGAGCCGCCAUGGAAUGCCGCGUCCUGUCCAUACAGAGCCAUGUAGUUCGGGGAUAUGUGGGCAACAAGAGCGCAUCUUUUCCAUUACAGGUUUUAGGGUUUGAGGUGGACUCAAUCAACUCUGUCCAGUUCUCCAACCACACAGUCUGCCUGUUUCUUUUUCUACUCUAUUCUGCUCUAAUCUACAUUUCUCUACUCUACUUUGCUCUACUCUACUCUGUUAUCCUGUCUUAUCCAGGUUAUUCCCACUGGAAAGGCCAGGUGCUGACGGCAGAUGAGCUGCACGUUCUUUAUGAAGGAAUCAAGCUGAACAACGUUCACCACUAUGAUUAUGUUUUAACAGGGUAUACUAGAGACACAUCAUUUUUAGAGAUGGUGGUGGACAUUGUUCAGGAGCUGAAGAGAGCCAAUCCAAACCUGGUGUAUGUAUGUGACCCAGUCCUUGGUGAUCAUGGAUCUAUGUAUGUUCCUCAGAAUCUUUACCCAGUCUAUAAGAACAAGGUGGUUCCUGUUGCUGACAUUAUAACUCCAAACCAGUUUGAAGCUGAAUUACUGACAGGGAAAAACAUUAGCACAGAGAAAGAUGCUGUAGAGGUGAUGGACCUUCUUCAUGCCAUGGGCCCAGACACAGUGGUCAUCACUUCUUCUGAUCUUCCCCCCAGGCUGGGAGACAACUUCCUGGUGUCACUGGGCAGUCAGCGUCAUGUUCGACCAGACGGCAGCAGGACGACACAGAGAGUUCGAAUAGAAGUUCCUAAAGUGGACGCCGUCUUCGUGGGCACUGGAGAUUUGUUCGCUGCAAUGCUGCUAGCAUGGACGCACCACUACCCUAAUGACCUAAAGACCGCCUGCGAGAAGACAUUUUCAGUGAUGCACCAUGUUAUUCAGAGGACCAUAUCCUACGCUCAUGAGUUAGCAGGUCCUGGUCGGAGGCCCAGUCCACCGCAGCUAGAGCUGAGGAUGGUUCAAAGUAAAGCGGACAUCGAAGACCCUGCUAUAGUAACAGAAGCCACAGUCAUAUCUUAACAUUUCCAACCCCAUAAGACUCAUACUAACCUCAUUCGUCUUCACCCAUAAACCUCUCGACUUCUGUGUCUCAGAAUAUUUCUCAUCACUCUGUAAACCUAAAAGGUCAACACCGUAUCAAUCAGACCCCUCCAACCUAUGUAGUGCUGUGACCCCUUUAGCCUUUCGACUGUUCCGUGUCCCCGAGCCCGAGAUCUUUCACGUGUCGCUCUGACAACCAGACCUGAUUCAGAUCCAGAGACAUGGACAGACUGAAGGCAGCUUGUUCCCCUUCUGUAAUGGUGGAGUCCAUGUUGUCGGUUUCUCACUGUAAGUCGAAUCUACAAGUAUGUUGUUGUAUAACAGUUAUUAGCUUAGAAAAAAAAAAAAGAUAUUAUAGGGUAAUUGGUCAGUAAGACAAAAUAUCAUUAUCAUAAAACAUUUUUUAUUAAGGUUCGAAGAAAUAUGAUGUGAUUAUCAGAAGGGUUGAAUGAGUGUGUGUCGUGUCACUCAGACCGACAGCAGUGAUAUCUCUAAGGAACUACAUACAAAAUACACCGACAGGAAGUGGCAAAUAUAUUUUUCUUGUGGAUCGACAUGCAUUAAAAUCUAUUCUUAAUAUAGUUAUUUUAUUGUAGUAAAACUCAGUCACUCAACAACACGUCAAACAGUGAUUAUGUUAACAUGUAGUUUUAAAGAAUAUUUUUUAAAACGUUUCUAUUCCUAUUUAAUAUUUUUAACAACUUACUUUAAAUAAUUUAUCUGAAUACACUAAUUAUAAUAAUAUUCCAAUUAGAAAUAAAACAAAAAAAUCUCCAAGUGCUACCUCUAGAUUAUUUGCUUCAAUUCUUACUGUAUUGAAAACCUGACCAGUUAUCAAUAGAUUUUAUUAUUUUUUUAUUUUCUCCAGAUUUUACUUUUAGUGGCUCUGUUUGUAAAAAAAAAAAGUUUCUUUAUCAUUAUUAUUAUUUUUAAUUAUUAUGGGAAACCUAUCCUACUCUAUUGCCACAUUACUGCCAAAACCACUCAGCCGACUUACUCUGUAGUGGUUCCUCACACCGGCUCAUGUAUCAAGAUGGCACUGAUUGUACUUUAAAAAAAAAAAAAAAACUCUUAUACUGUUAAUCUGUGGCUCUGGCCCUUCACUAUCUCCCCCUCCCCCUUUAUCUUACAACUGUGAUGUAAUGUGACCACGUCUAACCACCCUGACCCCGUGACAAUAAUAACAACAAAAAAAAAGGCACACUGUAUAGUUGAUGUAUAGAUGUUGUACCAUAACUGUAUCGGACCAUUUGUAAGAUAUCUUCUAUCUGAUCUGUCUGGUGGACCAUCAUGUUAAAUGCUUCUGUACUAUAGACAACAAACAAACUACACAGUCACCCUAACCACACCUGUUGGGAUGGUUCUGGCACUGCAGGCAGGUAGCCACAGUUGUUACUUGUUAUGGAUAUAGGUCAUAGUGUCGUCUAUUGUAGUAUAUACAGUAGCUGAACCUCAGUCAUUAUAGGACGGAUAAAAUACAUUUCAACAUCUGGUGCUGUAUAGAUGUCUGCUGGUUACGUUUAUUCACACCAAUCGAAAAA
Cynoglossus semilaevis (tongue sole) is the source of this 3819-nucleotide messenger RNA. Its product is annotated as pyridoxal kinase-like. Gene Ontology annotation, molecular function: pyridoxal kinase activity. The coding region runs from base 1241 to 2257 and encodes 338 amino acids. Gene Ontology annotation, cellular component: cytosol. NCBI's taxonomy places the organism in Eukaryota, Metazoa, Chordata, Actinopteri, Pleuronectiformes, Cynoglossidae. Gene Ontology annotation, biological process: pyridoxal 5'-phosphate salvage. The transcript has 11 exons. The record is from RefSeq and is a predicted model, not a curated record.